Messenger RNA from Uncinocarpus reesii 1704, 1218 nucleotides. RefSeq lists its product as uncharacterized. Lineage: Eukaryota; Fungi; Ascomycota; Eurotiomycetes; Onygenales; Onygenaceae. The transcript is spliced from 4 exons. The coding region runs from base 1 to 1218 and encodes 405 amino acids. The record is from RefSeq and is a predicted model, not a curated record.
AUGGCUUCAGCCCUGUUCUUCGCGUUCUUAUAUGUCCUCGCUCUCUUGCAGGCAUGUGCUCCCGUCAGUGGGAUUGAACUUAUUUACUGCUCGUCCAUGAAUACUGGAUCGAACUUCGACACCGUUAUUAGCGACUUUCAAUCAAAUGGAGCAUGUCGUGAGACAUGUAUUGGGGAUUAUGCAUUUGCAAUUUUGCAAGGCAAAUCGUGCUGGUGCUCUGACGCUGCUCCGGGUGAUACUACCGAUCUCAGCGACUGUAGCGAUGGUUGCCCUGGAUACCCCAAGGACAAAUGUGGAAACAGGCAAAGGCGCCUCUUUGCUUACAUCCAGCUUGAUAAAAAACCUUCCACCACCAUUGGCGGUUCAACCACUUCGUUGGUUAGUAGCCCUGGUUCCCUUGGACCCUCGACAAUUACCACCCCAACUUUCAUUUCAGAUUCCUUUUCCAGUUUGUUCUCAACGCGUAUCCAUUCUUUGGCGACAUCGCUCUCGGUUUCGAGAGUCGUUCCGUUGCCAUCUGGGCAACCGGGCUCCAGUGCCCAAGACAUUUUGAGGACCAUUUUAACCACUCUUAUACAGACUGGUUCUCCUGCUGUUUCUUCAUCAGAAACAGCAAGUUCUUCUUUUCCUUCUUCGACUGUGGACCGAACAACGGUCACAGUAACGCAAUCGCAUGAGGAAACAACCACUUUUCUUACUAUAAAGUCUUCCUCAGCGACCACCGAGCCGACAACUUCCCAAACCCCGGUUGUUUCUACGGAAACUGUUCCUGGAGGAAUUGCAACAAUUACAAUUCCGAACAGCUUCCCUAGCCACACGACAGAACCUUCUCGGGGUGCACAGGGCCUCAACGGUGGUGAAAUUGCUGGAAUCGUCAUCGGUACCUUGGCCGGCGUUGGCUUGCUUGUUGUUGCUGCUUUCUUUUUAUACAGGUGGCACCAACGCAAACAGCCUGCUCCUCAAGACCCGGAUGCGGAUUUCUUGAACCCUUACUUCGAGCGACCAGUUCCAACACCGAUUUUCCACCCUCCUCGUCAAGGCCCAAAUAACAAACGCAUUCCAGCAACUCUUACUGUUCCAUCCUCGAGUGAUACGCGCUUGAAGAAUGGCAUUUACGCCAAUGGAGGUCGCCGUAGCAAUAUCUCGCUGCAGGAUAACCAAGACUAUUCCCGACCUGUCUUGCGUUUGACCAACCCUGACCCUCCCGAAUCCAACUAA